AUGUCGGCAAUUACAACACUGAAUCCCAAAGCAGAAAGUGCUCGUCAAGCACAAGCUUUAGCAAUUAACAUUUCAGCAGCACGUGGUUUAGCAGAAAUGCUCAAAACAAAUCUAGGUCCAAAAGGAACAAUGAAAAUGUUGGUGUCGGGCGCUGGUGAUAUUAAGAUAACCAAGGAUGGCAACACACUUCUUCAUGAAAUGCAAGUUCAACAUCCAACUGCAUCAUUGAUUGCUCGUGCUGCAACUGCUCAAGACGAUAUCACUGGCGAUGGAACAACAUCGAUUGUUCUUUUGAUUGGUGAACUACUCAAACAAGCCGAUCUUUACAUCUCCGAAGGUCUCCAUCCUCGUAUUGUCGCAGAAGGAUUUGACUUGGCUAAGAAAGAAGCAUUACAAAUUCUUGACAAAUGUAAAAUACCGAUCACAACAGAUCGUGAGACACUUGUUCAAAUAGCCCGAACAUCCUUACGUACCAAAUUAUCUGCUGAAAAUGCCGACAUUCUCACUGAUAUUGUUGUUGAUGCUAUCUUAGCGUUAUACGAACAAGGCAAACCAGUUGAUUUGAAUAUGGUCGAAGUCAUGGAGAUGCAACAUCGUACCGAAGCUGACUCUCGUCUGGUGCGUGGCAUUGUUUUAGAUCAUGGUGGCCGUCAUCCGUCGAUGCCAAAAGCAUUGAAAAAUGCUUUUAUUCUAACAUGCAAUGUUUCACUCGAAUACGAAAAAACGGAAGUUAAUGCCGGAUUCUUUUAUAAAAAUGCCGAAGAACGUGAUCGUCUUGUUGCAUCCGAGCGUAAAUUUAUUGACGAUCGCGUUCAAAAGAUUGUUGAAUUAAAACGCAAAGUCUGCUCGGGCGAUGAUAAAGAUAAAUCAUUCGUUGUUAUUAAUCAAAAAGGCGUUGAUCCAUUUUCAUUGGACGUUCUCGCUAAAGAUGGUAUUCUCGCUUUAAGACGUGCGAAACGUCGUAAUAUGGAACGCAUAACUUUAGCAUGUGGUGGCGAAGCAAUGAACUCAGUUGAGAAUUUAACAAAAGAUUGUCUCGGUUUCGCUGAAGACGUCUACGAACAUGUUUUGGGCGAAGAGAAAUUUACGUUUAUCGAGGGUUGUAAAAAUCCGAAAUCCGUAACAGUACUACUCAAAGGUUCUACGAAAUACAUAUUAAAUCAAUUGAAAGAUGCUCUUCGCGAUGGCCUCCGAUCUGUUACCAAUGCUCUUGAAGACAGUUGCGUUGUGCCUGGUGGCGGUGCAUAUGAAAUUAUUGCUCACCAAGCUCUCACUCAGUACAAAGAACAAGUUAAAGGUCGUGCCCGGUUAGGUGUUCAAGCAUUUGCCGAAGCUUUGUUAAUUAUUCCUAAGGCGAUUGCGCAAAAUGCGGGACAUGAUCAACAGGAGACAAUUGUUAAACUUCAACAUGAAUAUGCAACAUCAAAAAUUCCCGUUGGCAUCGAUAUUGCCACGGGUGAAGCUAUGGAACCGAAAUCAUUAGGUAUACUUGACAAUUAUCGUGUGAAAAAGCAAUUGAUUCACUCGAGUACAUCGAUUGCGACCAAUUUAAUUCUUGUCGAUGAGAUUCUUCGCGCUGGCUUAUCAUCAUUACGUCCAGGUGGACAAUAA
Adineta ricciae is the source of this 1611-nucleotide messenger RNA. Lineage: Eukaryota; Metazoa; Rotifera; Eurotatoria; Adinetida; Adinetidae. The record is from the annotation of a GenBank genome assembly.